Colossoma macropomum (tambaqui) is the source of this 3833-nucleotide messenger RNA. RefSeq names its product phospholipase B1, membrane-associated-like. Gene Ontology annotation, biological process: phospholipid metabolic process. The coding region runs from base 86 to 3385 and encodes 1099 amino acids. The record is from RefSeq and is a predicted model, not a curated record. NCBI's taxonomy places the organism in Eukaryota, Metazoa, Chordata, Actinopteri, Characiformes, Serrasalmidae. Gene Ontology annotation, cellular component: brush border membrane. The transcript is spliced from 43 exons. Gene Ontology annotation, molecular function: phosphatidylcholine lysophospholipase A1 activity; retinyl-palmitate esterase activity; A2-type glycerophospholipase activity.
CUGAAGCACAUUCACCCUUUCACCUGUCCAUCACACAUACAGGACACUGGGAUCUCUGAGUGGACAGUAAACAGUCAGUAACAGGAUGAUGGACGCUCGCUGGACAGCCGUGCUCUCUUUACUCUCAGCCUCAGUGUUGGUGAUCGGAGGUUCUUUUCCUCAGAGGCACCAUGAAGACCAUGAUGUGGAGUUCCUUUGGCCUUGUCCUCACUCUACUGCUGACUCUCCUGCCGCUCUUUCAGUUCACUCUGUGAGACCUGCAGACAUCACUGUACUCUCAGCUAUAGGACUCCCACACACACCUGGGACUGUAGAGUCUGUGAUCAUGAAGCAGCUGCACGAAUUGAUGUCCUUCUUCAGUCCUAAGUUAAUCAGCCUGUUACCUAAUGAAGCAAACUCUGACCCCAAAUGGUCCAGUUUGCUGUUAGAAGCUGAAGAGACAGUUUUCCUCCUGAACCGUCGACAGGUCACCCACGCUGAGAGCGAGUGGAAGCUGCUGGUUCUGUUUGUGCCGCUGGACAGGCAGUGUUUGUGCAGUGAGCAGGUCAGUGUUUUAGUGAGAGAGGUGGAUGCAGCUCUGCAGGUGCUGCACUCUCGGCUGGAGAAGGUCAUUAUCAGUGUAGUGCUCCUGGACACUGGACGUCUCCAACAAAGAAGGACAUGCCUUUGCCCACCAGUACAGUCCACUGCAGAGCUUCGGUUGACCACAGCGAUUUAUUCUCAUGUGCUGCUGGAGUCUUUAGAACAGCACCUGGUAGAGAAACAGUGGUACAGCAACAGAGAUGACUUCACCGUCCAGCUUCAGAGAGUCCCUCUAUCAGACCUCAUCCUCAGCUCGGAUGGUGAAGCUUCAGAGGAGAAACUGGAGUCAGAGACGUAUAAACUUGUUCUUCAGCUGUGGGAAAACCUGCUCCAGCCAACCAGCAAACAGAAAGCAGUGGAAAACAGUGAAAUGUUAAAAAUCCGGUGUCCGAGUGAGGAUCACCCGUUCAUCAGAACAGAGAGGAAUUCUCCGGCUGAAAGCUGGCCAGAAUCUAGAGCAACUCUCAGUGUUAUGGGGACUGAACUGCCUUGUAAAAACCUGAAUCCCUCCAACACUCCACCAACAUCAGUCCACGCUCUGAGGCCUGCUGAUAUCCAAGUGGUGGCAGCUCUCGGAGAUUCUCUAACGGCAGGGAAUGGUGUUGGGUCAUCACCGUACAACCUGCUGGACGUCAUGACACAGUAUAGAGGCCUGUCCUGGAGUGUUGGAGGAGACCAGAACCUCUCUACAGUCACCACACUGCCCAAUAUCCUGCGAGAAUUCAACCCUGCGCUGACCGGCUUCUCUGUGGAUAAGGGUAAAGAGGGAACAUCACAGGCUUUCCUCAACCAGGCUGUAGCAGGAGCCACCAGCGUUGACAUGCUGAAGCAAGCUCAGGCCUUGGUGAGCAGGAUGAAGAACGAUUCUCGCAUUGACUUCCACUCUGACUGGAAGGUGAUCACUCUGUUCAUCGGAGGGAAUGAUAUCUGUAACUCCUGCGAGAACUCUCUCUAUUACUCCACUGAGAACUUUGUGAAGCACGUCCAAGAGGCGCUGGACUACCUGCACAGUGAGGUUCCUCGGGCUGUAGUUAAUCUAGUGGAGCCGAUUCACAUCAUCCCGCUGAGAGGAAUGCACCAGGACUCCUCUCUGAACUGCCCCACAUGGCUGGUGCGGAUCCUCUGUCCCUGCGGUAUUUUACCAAAAGACGGAUCGAAAGCGCUGCAGGAUCUGGAUGAUCUGAACAGAGCUUAUCAGAGGGGGCUUGUGGACCUGGUGGAGUCGGGCCGCUAUGAUACACACUCUAACUUCACCGUAGUGCUGCAGCCUUUACUGAGGGAUUUAACACUGCCAUACACGGAUGGUCGUCCUGACCGCUCGUUUUUCUCUCCAGAUUGUUUCCACCUCAGUCAGAAAGCUCACACUCUGAUGGCUCGAGGUCUCUGGAACAACAUGCUGGAGCCGCUGGGUAAUAAAACUAACUCUCAGGAUUUCACUGCAGGACUCUCAGUCAAAUGUCCAUCAGAGAACUCUCCCUUCAUUCAGACCUAUGAGAACAGUAAUUACACAUAUAAAGGCCCAGCCCCGACACCACCACCCAUUUCAGAUUGGGGAAGUGAUUUCUCCUGCAUGGACACUGCACCGUCCAACAGUGUGCCCACUUCAGUUCACAGACUGCGGCCGGCUGACAUCUCUGUGGUUGCAGCACUCGGGGACUCUAUAACUACAGGGCUUGGAGCAAAGUCACAAAGCUACUUCCUGCUCAACACAGAAUACAAGGGAGUUUCCUGGAGUAUUGGGGGUGAUACAGCCUUAGAGACGACAACAACACUGCCCAACAUCCUGAGGAAGUUUAACCCAUCUGUUCAGGGCUUCUCUACAGGACAGGGCUUAUUCGCGAAGAAAGGCUUUAACAUGGCCGUGUCUGGAGCCAAAACCUCUGACCUCCCAGCUCAGGUCAGCGCACUAAUUGAGGCCCUGAAGUCCAGUCAGGAUGUGAAUUAUGAGUUGGACUGGAAGCUGAUCACGCUGUUUAUUGGGGGAAAUGAUUUGUGCCACUACUGCCUGGACCAGAACAAUCUGUCACCUCAAAACUACAGUCAUCACCUCAUGGAGGGGCUGGAUCUGCUCUACAGAGAGGUUCCUCGAGUGUUGGUGAACGUUGUGGCAGUUCCAGAGAUGGACGGGUUGAGGAGGAUCCAGAAAAACUCUUUACCCUGCAUGUUCAUCCCCAGUGAGAAGUGUCCGUGCUUCAUGCUCCCAGAUGACAACUCAGUAGAGCUGACCGAGAUAAAGCUGAUUAAUCUGCACUAUCAGACUGUAACAGAGCAGCUGAUAUCUGGGGGUCGAUAUGAUGGCCAUGAAGAUUUCGCUGUUGUCCUUCAGCCUUAUCUUCAAAACACAAUCAUUCCUCUAUCUAAAGAUGGAAACCCUGAUCUGAGUUAUUUUACAGUAGACUGCUUACAUUUGAGUGAGCAGGCUCACGCUGAGAUGGCCAUUGCUCUCUGGAAUAACAUGCUGGAGCCGGUAGGGAAGAAGCAGAUUUUUAACAACUUCACACACGACCGCACAAAGAUUCAGUGCCCUUCAGAGGCUCAGCCCUUCAUUUACACCAAAAUGAACAGUAUUCCUAACUACAGUACCACACCAAGCCCAAAUAUCACCCCUCAGACAACCCAGCCAACCCAGCCCACCCCGUGCCCCUCCACAGUGCCCAUCUGGGUGCCUGCGGUGUUUGGGGUCAUUGGUUUACUUCUCGGCUGGGGAAUCACAUGGCUUUUCCUGUGGAGGCGGAUGAAGAAGAUGAAAACUGCAAAGGAGACCAAAGAGAGAGAAACAGAGCUGAAAGGAACUAGCCUUUAGAAUGGAUUAGCCUUCAGCAUGAAUCAGUCAUUAGCAUUAGCCGUUAGACAUUAGACUGUCAAGGAAAAGUUCAAAUCAGCACAGACGACAUCAGUCAAGAGGUCCUGAAUGGUGGAAUUAUAUGACUUUCACAGCAAGUUUCAAAAUGUCUGCAUAAUUCAGUGGUUGAGAUGUAAACAAAGUCAUUCAGAGUGGUUUGGUGUGAAAUGGUUCAUCAUAGACAAACUUACUAGCUCAGAUUUCUUUACAUUUUCAACAUUUGGAAGACGUUCUUAAUCAGAGCAACUCACAAUUGGAUCAUUUUUUACAGAAGCAGGAGAAGGUAGUAUUGUUAGAAGUCUUGCUCAGGGACUCUUAUUGGUAUAAUGCAGCAUGAAGGGCAGAGGUGUUACCCACUCAUGAUGUCUGCAACGCAAAUAUAGACAUUUUAUUUACUAUCCAAAACCAC